GGUUUAUACUAAGUCAAAAUUGGUGGCCAUCUUCUUCGCUGUUGCAGUACACAAACCUUGCUUGCUUGACAAAGUACACAGUGCUUAUGCUCAUCAAAGUUCAGAGUUGGCAACAGAAGGCAAAGCCAUGGAAGGAUUUUUACUGUCACUUUCACUUGCGCGAUUGAUCCAGUCUGAGUCAGUUAAGCCAACAGACUAUAGAAUAGCAUUUCUUAAAUUGACUUGCAUGAAGGGAAUUUUGCAAGAAAAGAAAAAGAAUCAGCAGGUUAUGGCCGUUGAAUAUUAUACCCUCUUUUCUGAAGCAAAUAAUGCACUGUGAUUAAUCAUGUGGAUGUGGGACAGCUUACUAACUGAUUGACCAAGACUUAGAAGUUGGAAGCAGCAGCUUGCUUGGAAUUGUAGCUCUUCAUUCCCUUUUCCUGAUUUUUCUUCAAAAAGGGAAAUUCCAAGACAAAAAUGGUGGCUAUCACCUUCUCUCUUCCCCAAUGCAAACCUCCGGCAGGUGCUCGUGAAAGAACAUAGUUUUCUUUUGUCGAUUUUUUGUUAGAAGAUCUCCCCUGAGAAAAAACACAGUGCUCAUGCCCGUCGAAAUUCAUAGUUGGCUGCAGCAGCCAAAGGUACGAAAAUUUUUGUGUUUUGUUUCAUCUAUUGUUGGGCUGAUUUGUUAUGCUCUCAGUUCCUCUUUCAAUAAAUUAUUUGGAAAAUGGACCUGGUGGAAUAUACUACUUUAUAUUGUUUUUUGUCUCUGCAUCAUCUUCUACCUUGUCUAUAUGUUGGCAAACACAUGGGAGCCCUCUUUGACCUCUUCCCGGUUGAAAGCUCAUUCAGCCUUUUUGGUUUUGCUUAUGACUUCUGUAUACUCCUUUUUCGUUGAUAAAGAAUUGCAAGGGAAACCAGAUGUAUAUAGCCUAGUUUCGUCUGCUGCAUUUGCUAUCGCGUCUUUGGGAUUGUCAACUCUGACUACCUUAGGAUUCGAGGUUGAUCUCUUGUAUUUUUUCAGCGGUGUUCUAAUAGUACAACUCAUGAAAAUUAAUUUAUGGUUGGUCAUUGUUGGAGGGGGUUUCAGUUAUUUCCUCAUCAUUCUUCGGUCUACUUUAGAAAAUGAGUAUAAUCAAAUCCAAGACAUUGAAAUUGGUCUGCAUCGACCAUCACAAGGAACUAACGUUUCUCAAGUGUCUUCUUCACCCCAAGCUAUUGGUAAUGCUCAUCCACAAGCUGAUGCUAGUCAGGUCACCCAAGUUGCUUUAAGUUCACAACAAGGCAAUAGGCAUAGAGGUCUUAUCAGGGCCCGGUAUAUGAGUCAUAUAGAGGAGCUUAAGAAGGAGAAUGGGAAGCUCAUCGACACAAUUUCCAAGCAUGUCGGCGAAUACCUUAUGGCUAAUGUUGUGAACGAAGACGGUAUUUCAGUGCCGGAAAUGCAAGCAGAUGACAACUUGGUGGCGGAUGUGUUGCCACAAGGAAUCAUCAACAACCUUCGUGAAACCGGGAGGCUGAUGUUACAGAAUGAGUGCUGCAAUGUGUACAGCAGGGUCCGGAGGGAGUUUCUGAAAGAGUGCCUAUCAAAAUUUGGGUUGCAAGUUGAAGAGCUAAACGUGGAGGACAUUGACAAGAUGGAGAAGAUUGAGAGUUGGAUAAAAGCUUUGAACAUAACCGUGAGGAUACUCUUUCCCAAUGAAAGGAGACUUUGCGAUCUUGUCUUCUCGCCAUCUUAUGCUGCAGAUAUCUCUUUCGGGGAGGUUUGCAAGGAACUGAAUAUUAGUCUACUGAGAUUCGCGAAUACCUUAGCAACUGAGAAUCAUUCGCCGUUUCAUUUGUGCCAUCUCAUCCCCAAAGUGUUCAAGACUUUGAGUGACCUGAUUCCAAAUUUCAAUUCACUGUUUUAUGGUCAGUUGUUCAGUGAAUCACUCAGAAAUGACGCGGUCCUUGUUGGGAAGAGAUUGGGGAUUUUUGUGGAGUUGGAGAGUCUUAUUCACCGUGAGAUGCCAAAGGAGACUGUUCCAGACGGCGGAAUUCAUCCAACUACUCACAAAGUAAUGGACUACCUCAGAGAUGUUUUCAUAGAUAAUCAGAGUUUUUCAAUUAGAACGGGAGUAUCUUCAUUUUCUGACCAGGUAGCCAGGAUAAUACAAGUGUUAGACAGCAGUUUGGAAGCCAAGUCCAAAAACUAUACAGACCCUGCAUUGGGCCAUGUUUUCAUGAUAAAUAAUCUGAUGCUUUUACAAUAUGAGAAAUAUAUAUAUAGAGUAGUCAUUUUUGGUGAAGAUUGGUACAAAUCAAAGAUCAACCAAAACAUUGAACUCUAUCAAAGAAGCUCAUUGGAUAAGAUAUUGGACUUUUUAAAUCUAGACAGCAAUGAGUUGUUGCUAGCAGAGUCGAUGAAAAAGAAGCUCAAAUUGUUCAACCAGCACUUCAACGAGAUAUGCAAAGCUCAGUCUGAAUGGCUUAUCUUUGAUGAGCAGCUAAAGGAACAGAUGAUAAAAUCCAUAGAAAACAAAUUGUUGCCGGCGUAUGGAACCUUUCUUGGAAGGAUUCAUGAUGUUCUUGGUAAGGAUGCUUAUGACUUCAUUAGGUAUGGAAUACAGAACAUUCAAGACCUACUGAGCGGUUUGUUUCUUGUAAUCCAACAUGAAGUUAUCAUCCAUGAGUAUAAUCAUAUACAAAAAAGGAAGGCCUGUAAACCACUUAUGCUGCCAACAUCAUAUUCAAACCGCUUCUCCCUCGAUGGUUGUCUCCACUGGGGAAGGCGUGUGCGGGAAUCUAGCGCUGGAGAUAUGGGACACACGGCUACAACAGUGAAAGCCCGCGGUGGUGGCAGAGUGAGGGCCCACCACGGAUCGACACCAGUGGAGAUGCAGAGGACGCAGGAGUGGUUGACGGUGGCGCGAAGAGAAAUGUCCGAAAACGGAGAAGAGAAAUUACUCGCUGUGGCGCGGCACAUAGCGAAAACGCUGGGCCACAACAACACCAUGUCUGAUGACAUAUUCCAAAUACUAUCGAACUUCGACGGAAGAUUCUCGAGAGAGAAUCUUUCUGAGAAAGGCGCAGAUGCGGAUCCCAGAGGCUGCGCCGCACUGGAUCAUUCCCUCAAAACCCUAGACCGCCGGAUCUCUCUCUACGUCUCCUCCGACCGCCCUAUCUGGUCCGACGCCGCCGACUCCGCCGCCUUCCUCGACGCCGUUGACAAGCUCGUCGCCGUCGUCGCCGAGUGGAACCACCUCGCCUCCGACAAAGCCGUCGCCGCCUGCCUCGUCCGCGCCGAGGACAUGCUCCAGCACGCCAUGUUCCGCCUCGGGGACGAGUUCCGCUCGCUCAUGGAGCGCGGCGGCGAGUCCUUCGGCCUCACUCGGAGCUACUGGAACGGCGAGUCAACGGAGAAUUUACCGUUCGAGUCAGACGAAGACGAAGAAGAAGAGGAAGCGAGAAACGGAGGAGGAGACAAGGAGGAACAGAUUCCGGUGGCGCUGCCGGUCACCGGCUUCGAUAUCGUCAUCGACGCGCUGCCGUCGGGGACGAUCAACGACCUCCACGAGAUUGCGAAGCGAAUGGUGGCAGGAGGUUUCGGGAAGGAGUGCUCUCACGUGUACAGCAGCUGCCGGAGGGAGUUUCUGGAAGAAAGCGUGUCGAGAUUAGGGUUACAGAAGCUCAGCAUCGAGGAGGUUCACAAGAUGACGUGGCAGGAUCUCGAAGGCGAGAUUGAGAAGUGGAUUAAGGCCUCCAACGUCGCUCUAAAGAUCCUCUUCCCUAGCGAGCGCCGUCUCUGCGACCGCGUCUUCUUCGGAUUCGCCUCCGCCUCGGAUUUCUCCUUCAUGGAGGUCUGCCGCGGAUCCGCGAUUCAGCUGCUGAAUUUCGCGGACGCCGUCGCAAUCGGGAGCCGGUCGCCGGAACGGCUGUUCAGAAUCCUCGACGUGUUCGAGACGCUGCGUGACCUAAUUCCGGAGUUUGAGGCUCUGUUUUCGGACCAGUUCAGUGUGUCGCUCAGGAAUGAAGCGAUUACUAUUUGGAGGAGGUUGGGGGAAGCUAUUAGGGGCAUUUUUAUGGAGCUGGAGAAUUUGAUUCGCCGGGAUCCAGCGAAGAUGGCGGUUCCCGGUGGCGGUCUCCAUCCGAUCACUCGCUACGUGAUGAACUACCUUCGUGCUGCGUGCCGGUCACGCCAGAGCUUGGAGCAAGUAUUUGAAGACUAUGGCUUGAAAGAGUAUACAAAGCUUGAGGAUAGGGUUCCUUCCUCUUCUUCUCUGUCAGUGCAAAUGGAUUGGAUUAUGGAACUGUUAGAAAGCAAUUUGGAAGCAAAGUCCAGGAUUUACAAGGACCCUGCUUUGCGCUAUGUUUUCUUGAUGAAUAAUGGGAGGUACAUUGUUCAGAAGACCAAAGAUAGUGAAUUGGGAACCCUUUUGGGAGAUGAUUGGAUCAGAAAACACGCUGCAAAAGUUAGGCAAUUCCAUGUGCACUAUCAAAGAUGCUCGUGGACUAAGGUAUUAGGGAUUUUGAAGCUUGAUAGUAAUGGCUCAUCAUUGCCCCCUAAUGGCUUGGCAAAGUCAAUGAAGGAGACGCUCAAGUUGUUUAACACAGUUUUUGAGGAGACUUGCAGGGAGCAUUCUUCCUGGUUUGUCUUUGAUGAACAGCUCAGGGAAGAAAUAAGAAUUUCCCUUGAAAAAAUCCUGCUUCCUGCGUAUGGGAACUUUGUUGCGAGGUUUGAGAGUGUUGCGGAGCUUGGAAAGAAUGCUGACAAGUAUAUUAAGUAUGGAACGGAGGAAAUUCAAGCAACACUCAAUGGUUUGUUUCAGGGAAGCAGUGGAUCAACUGGUAGCCGAAAGUGAAGUUGAAGCUGCUACUAGUUGUUCUUGUGUAUUUGUGGUGUAAUUAAAAUUAAAAUACACUGUUUUUUAUCAUAAAAAAAUGUAGUCUUGUAGUCUUGUACUAUAAAUACUGCUGUAUGUUAUUCUGCUUAGCAUCAUUGUGGAGGAUUGAAUAGGAUUUUGAAGUUAAGAGCCGUUUGAGAUACAAAAUUAUCGUUUAUGUUGCAACAUUGAGGUGGUUCUAAUUGAUCAUUGCUUUCAUUCAUCAACUCUUCUUUUGUGCAGUGCUUAGAAUAGUAUAGCAUGUAUUUACUGAAUCAA
Molecule: messenger RNA, 5114 nt
Organism: Glycine soja
Lineage: Eukaryota; Viridiplantae; Streptophyta; Magnoliopsida; Fabales; Fabaceae
Exons: 4
Coding region: 579-4814 (1411 amino acids)
Biological process (GO): exocytosis
Cellular component (GO): exocyst
Molecular function (GO): phosphatidylinositol-4,5-bisphosphate binding
Source: RefSeq, a predicted model, not a curated record